Messenger RNA from Dermochelys coriacea (leatherback sea turtle), 4662 nucleotides. RefSeq names its product transmembrane protein 37 (gene TMEM37). NCBI's taxonomy places the organism in Eukaryota, Metazoa, Chordata, Testudines, Dermochelyidae. Gene Ontology annotation, molecular function: voltage-gated monoatomic ion channel activity; calcium channel activity. The record is from RefSeq and is a predicted model, not a curated record. The transcript has 2 exons. The coding region runs from base 733 to 1326 and encodes 197 amino acids. Gene Ontology annotation, cellular component: membrane.
CGCCGGCGGGGAUUUAAAGGGCCGGGCGGUAGCAGUGGCUGGAGCUCCGGGGCCCUUUGAAUCCCCGCCCCAGCCACCCCAGGGCUUUUAACUGCCCUCUGGGGAAGCCGGUCCUGGUACAGCGCAUCGGCUCUUACCGGUACACGGUCCCGGCGUACCCGCUCCCUUUCCCCUCUGCUUAGGACCCACCCCUGGGGUGGACCAGGGAGGAAGGGCCUCAGACGCAUGCUGGAGCCCCCGGCCCCUAGGGACAAAGGGGAGAGACCCCAGGGACUCCGGCUGCUGCUGUCCAGCUCCCUCUGCUUCCCCCCCGCCCCUGCCUCCUUCAUUACGCCUCCGCCCCCGCCUGUGGGCCCCCCCCCCCGGCUGCCCGCCCCGCCGCCCGCGCCCUUUCCUGGCUCCCGCCGGGCGCUUGUUGCUCUGCUCGGAGCGCUUGGCUAACCUCCGCCUCCCUCCCUCCCUCCCGGCCCCGGCCGCCCCCCCCGCGGCUGCGCUGCUGCUGACUCAGCCAAAGGGGAAACUCAAAGGGCAGCCGCCAGCCCUGCCCUGCCGCAGCCCCCGGCUUCCCUGACCCGGCAAGUUGUGGGCCGGGUGGCUGCUGCCCCCAGCUGUCCCGGCCGGGUCCCUCCAGCUCUGAACGGGGCGCUGGCGGCGAGAGCUUGUUGUCAGCCCCCUGAAGCCAAGCGAAGUUUCUCUCUGGUCUCCUCCUCGCUGCAGGCAGCCGGAGCCAGCAUGACAGCCAUAGCGGUGCAGGCACAGAGGUUGCUUGCUCACAGAAGACCCAAGAAAUCAUUCUUUGAGACGUUCAUCAGAAGCCUCAUUAUCUUAUGCGUGGCAAUAGCAGUUGUCCUGUCAUCAAUUUCAGUUUGUGAUGGCCACUGGAUUUUUGCAAAAGGACAGUUGUUUGGACUGUGGCACUUCUGCACCAUAGGCAACAGCACCAAAUUAAAAUGUGUCACUGAUCUGAAUCAGGCCAAUGUGGAAGGAAUUAAUUUUGGAAUGAUUCUUGCAAGAAGUGUGGUGUCUCUUGCUGUGGUUGUAGCAAUAUUUGGCCUGGAACUUCUGAUGGUCUCCCAAGUCUGUGAAGACACUAAUUCAAGACGAAAAUGGUCAAUGGGAUCAAUCCUUAUUCUUCUCUCAUUUCUCCUGUCCUCCAGUGGAGUCCUGAGUUUUUUAAUCCUCCUGAAGGACUAUAUUACCUUCAUGGGCUUCACACUGACCUUUUGGUGUGAGUUCAUUGCUGCCUGCCUUUUCUUCCUUAAUGGAAUGAGUGGACUUCACAUUAACAACAUAACAUACCCGUGGAACAGAGCAAGAAAAUUCUAGAACUGGUGGGUGUAUUCUGCUUUUGUGUCAUCAGCUUUGCCAGUUAGACUGGAAAAAUCAGUCAAAUGAAAUUGGAAAAGGACAUCAGGUUCUUAAAGUCAUUUGCAAAGAGAAAAGAUUUGAGUUAGUCUGAGAAUUUCAUAGGAUGUACCCACAGUUCACUGAGGAUGGCUGAAGGGGAAAAAAUUAAGACCUGCUAUAGUUUUAAAUGAAAUUUUCUGCAGUAGUAGAUAACAAAAUAGGGAAAGAGUCCUAUUUUGCUUUAAAGAAAGCAUCUGAAGUGUUGUAUGGAUAGAAGACCUGAAAAUUGCAAUCUACAUCAGUUGUUUUAAAGUACUGGGGUCAACCACUCUGUGUGGUGCUUUGGGGUUUGGUAUUGAUUUUUCUCCCCCUAUCUUCAGUUGCUCUUCUUGAGUAUGUGAACAGAGCGUGAGGAGGAAUGUAUGCCCAGUGUGUUCAGCCCGUCCGAUGGAGCUUCAUUUCAGCUUGGACAGACUAUUCGUGCCUGGUCACAUUUAUUAGUGUGACAUAUUGAAAAUCUUUAUCAGGGUUUCACACCCCAUCAUUCUCUUCACAAGACAUGAGUGAAACAGAUCUGAAUCAAUGCUUAUUAGCUCAUGUUUUCCAACUGUCACUUGUAUCCCCUAUAACUAUCCCUUCCCUAUAUAAUAUAUUAGAGGUUUGGGGUAUGUACAUCCACUGUGAUUAGCAUAUAGGGCUAGAGUCUCAUUUUGUCUCCAGCCCCUAGCAGCACAGAGGGACUGGAUUGUGGCUAUACAUGGCCAGCAGAGAAUUCCAUGAGGAAAAGGGAACUAUCCACUGGCAUAAAGCCAGCAGUGCCUGCUCCUGCACGAGCCACCCUAUUCCAGCCUCUUCUGGUAUAAGCACUCAUGGGAUACUUUAGUAGAUGCCAGUGCAGACCCAGAAUCAGAAUCAGGGCGUUCUAACUGGCUCCCUGAUAUCCCCACAGGGGAUACUUUGACCCAUAGGGUUAAUUAAAGUUCAGCCUUGCUAUUUCUGAUCAUUCGUCUAUUGUCCUUUCACUUCGCUCCCGGGACAAGCAACACUCUAGAGUGUUAAGCUAGCUGAUGUGAUUUACACCACUACAGUGACCCUUCCCCCUGCCUUUUACCAUAGACGGUCAGAAUUAUUCUGGUUGCACAAUACCAAUAAUUCCCAGUGAGUCAACGGGAAUUACUGCACUCGUGUAGCUAGAGAAAUAAACUCAUUCACUUUGCCAUUUAGAGGCUCUUCUGUGAUGAAAGAAAAUCUGUAGACCUGACAAUUUAGACAAAAUGGUUUUCCCUUGUGAUUUAAAAUGAGUAAACAUAAAAAAAUAAACUUCCGCAAAAAUGAGGUAACCAGAGGGACUGAUUCUGCAUUCACUGAGCGCUGACGUAAAUCAGGAGUAACUCCAUUGAAGUCAGUGAAAUUGCUGGUGUGAUGGAGAGCAGAAUGCCAGACUUAAGAUCUCUAAUUAAAAAGCUGCAUACGUUCAUUACAGCUUAAAAAACCCUGCAAGUUGUUGAUAUAGUAAAAUUAGUCAAGCUGUUGACAGUCUAGUCAAGUUCCUGCAUGGCUGGCAGAAGCAGAAUUACAUGCAUCUGAAUUUAGUGCUUGUAGCAUUGCUCCAAAUUCUUUUCAAUAUCCUUCCUGUUCAAAGUAGAACACUCCAUUGACAAUGGAUUAAAACAUUUAGAAAGUGUUUCACAGCGUCUGAUAAAAUCUAUUUUAUGUCUUCUGGAAAGAUUUUUUUAUUUCUAUAAAGACAAAUAUUUAAAUAUGCUUCCUCUUCAUAGUUAUAUUUGAAUCAAUAAUUCUUGAGCAAGGCAUUUAAUCUACUAUACUACACCAGUUUCUAAAACAUACUCUUUCACUCAGUAAAAACAAACAAGUAUAGUUUGUGGAAUAAAUGUAGUGGAGAAAGAAGACUACUUAUGCAAGCCAUGAAUAAAUGUCAUCCUUUGUGCAAAUCUGUUAUUUAAGGCCAAGAAUAAUAAGCACUGACUACAUAUACUUUGUAAUCUUGUACAAUGCUCUUAAACUGACCACUCAUUUUCUAAUGAGGAAAUAUUCUCAUAUUUUCUUUUUAAGAGAUGUCAACUUUCACAGAAUAAACUCCUAAACCUUUUUGUGUUCCUCAACAGUAGAAUGCGAGUGAGUUUUCAGUCCAGAUCUAGAUAUGUAUGUCUUGUUCUGGUAACAUAUUGUUCCCUAGCACCUUAGUUUGUAUGUCUUCCUGAUAUGAUAAUGCAGUAAGCCAAGUUACCCAGAGUAACUGCUGAAUUUUAUCUUUUUUCAAUAUUGGGCCUAUUCUUGCAUUCCUUGUGCACCUAAAACUCCUAUUGCCUUCAGUAGGAAUGUGGGAUGCACAAGGAAUACUAGAUACAUGCCCCUGGAUCUGCCUAUGCCAUGUUGCACUGUGAUCCUAACUCUUUCUCUUAUUUAAAUAAGGUGCUUUUGCUUCCCCGAAUUGCAGUUUGUUUAACAUAACUAGAAGCUGAAGCUGCAACCAUUUAACUCAUGGGAAGAGUCCCACUGAUUUCAGCAGGGCUCCUUUUAUGAGCAAGCGUUUGCAGGAUUAAUCCCCAAAUUGUUGCACAUUGAUUAUAUCAACUGUGUCAGUCUGUGGAGUGAGUACCUUACACUAUUAAGUAGCAUUUCAGUAUUGGGUAUAGGGAUAUAAACAUAGAGUACCUCUGAGCAGGAUGAACCUGGUGAUGGAGCACUUGCAUGAGAUCCAUGACCAGUGUAUCCAGGGUUUUGUGGAGACACAACACUUGCUGAAAUUACAUUCCUUCUUGGUAACUUCAAAACAAUGGAAAUGAAUGCACUUUGAGGCCAACCUUAACACUAGCAAGAAUUAGACCCAAGGUGCUCCUGUCCUGCUCCUUUUGGAAGGAGGAGGUGAAAGUGGACCAUGAGCUGUAUAUCGCCACUAGUCACAUAUAAAGAGAAAAAAUCAGAGAAUGAGUUAGAGAGUCCACAUGGGACACAUAACAGUUGCUUGUGCUUAAGGAUGGUCGUAUACAUUUUUAUGAAUGAAAGUCCUUUUUGAAAAAGUACCCUACUGAAAAAAUUGUGCAAAGUUUCCUUCUAUAGCUGGCUUUGUCUAGCAAAUUAUUGUGCUUGAUUAUACAUUGUGAUUAUAAGGUGUAUUUUGUUAGUAAAUGCUGCUGAAUAGGCUAAUACUACUGUUAAUUUUUCUUAGGCUAUUGCAUCUAAUAAAUGCCUGUAUAUACAGUAAUUUGUACCUUUUCUAAAGCCUAAGACAAAAAAAAAAGGUUGAAAGUCAAUAUUCCUGAAGUUGAUGAUGUUAAAUAAACUACUUUGAAA